Aspergillus aculeatus ATCC 16872 is the source of this 1207-nucleotide messenger RNA. RefSeq names its product MAM33 family protein. Gene Ontology annotation, cellular component: mitochondrial matrix. Gene Ontology annotation, biological process: cytosolic ribosome assembly. NCBI's taxonomy places the organism in Eukaryota, Fungi, Ascomycota, Eurotiomycetes, Eurotiales, Aspergillaceae. The record is from RefSeq and is a predicted model, not a curated record. Bases 203 to 1108 code for a protein of 301 amino acids. The transcript is spliced from 4 exons.
CUGUGCUGUACUUCAAUGGAUGGAGCUCCAGGUCUUGGCACGGGAAGAGCUUUGGAAAGUGGAGAUGCCUGAGACUCCAGGCUCCUCUUGUUCACAUCAUCACUUUGCCUCUUCCGCAUUCUUACCAUCAUCCCACCCCCAUUCAUUUUUCCCAUUAAACUUUCAGCUUCAAUCCAUCUACCAUCCAUCCACUACCUUCAAGAUGAUGUCUCUUCGCACUCUUACUCGCUCCGCCCCCCGCUCCAUUGCGCGGUCUCUCGCUAUCUCCUCCCGCGCAACAGUCUCGAGACCUGUUGCCGCUGUUUCUCAGAAUGCUUUCACCUUGAAGCAGAUCACCAAGCCUGCCUAUGCUGCUUUUUCGACCUCUCGGGCUUUCAAGCAGGCCCCCGGCGAGGGUGACGUCGAGCUUGUUGCCAAGCUUGAGGACGAGCUCAAGCACGAGAAGGCCUCCGGCCUUGAGGACCUGGAUGGCUCCGUUCAGAACAUCCAGUAUGUUCUGCAAAACAACUCUUGGGAGGUCAAGGAUAUCCCCGGCGAGCAGGAAGUCACUUUGACCAAGAAGUUCGGCAAGGAAGAGAUCCGCCUUACUUUCACCGUUGCAGACCUCCAAAACCUGAGCGAGCAGGAGGAUUUCUCCGCUGAUGGUCUGAUGGACGCCAACGACUUCGGAAGCCACCAGCCUGCUAACCAAGGUCGCGCAGGCAUCUCCCAGCUUCCCGAGGACCGUAUCGCUCCCUCCGACCGCGACGAGAUCGACAUCGACGACCUUGAGCCCGGUUUCCCCGCUCGUGUCAAUAUCACCAUUGAGAAGCCCGGCAGCGGCGCUCUUCUGAUCCAGACCAUGUGCACCGAUGGCGUGUUCCAGGUUGAGGAGGUUUCCUACUUCAACAAGCCCGAUCUGGCUCUUGCCCAGACCGCCGAGAAGGACUGGGCCAGACAGAGCCUGUACGCCGGUCCUCCUUUCGAGAACCUCGACGAGGAGCUCCAGAACUUCAUUGACCGCUACCUUGACGUGAGAGGCAUCAACGCCGAGCUUGCCACCAUGAUCCCCGACUACAUCCAGGUCAAGGAGCAGAAGGAGUACGUCCGCUGGCUUGAGAGUACGUGACCCACCAAUACCCCUUCCCUGUAAGCAUUUGCUAAACCUCUGUCCAGAUGUCAAGAACUUCGUUUCUGCUUAAAUCCAGGCGGACGCGGACGUUCUUCU